UUUGCUCAUUUAGGAAAGGUUUCCAGGUUUUUCCUUUUCCUCUUUCGUUUUUUCUCAAUAAGAAUCGUUAAGGGUCCAUUCACGUUGAAUCUCUAUGAGACACGAAGACUGAGGAGGACACGAGAACGCAAGAAAACGUGAUCUCAAUUUUCUUCCUUUCAGUGAGGCACGUGCUCACCAAAAGUUUUCUGCGUUUUCGUCGUUUGUUGAAUCUUUUAAGUGGACCAGUGUAUGUAUCCGCCGAGUCAUAUACAUAUAUGUACGAGGUAUAAAUGAGGGGACGACAGGGGGUUAGUUGCAGUGCCGGAGAAGAAUCUCCAAAGCCAACACACCAGAAGUCAAAACUUUUCAUUGGGGAUAGGGAAUAGCUAUAGUUGUUCAGCCAAGUACCGUUUACCUUUCAGCUACUUUUUACCAUUUUCAUUCUUAUUUUCAUUUCUCCUCUGUUUGUCCUAUCAAAGUCGUGUGUGAGUCUUAGUGAUUUCGGGACUGCACAUGCACCUGGGCUUUUAACUCUGUUCAAACAUGCAAUACCAGCGUCAAGAUACAGCCAAAGCGUUUCAUUUAUUUCUCCAAAGUGCAUCAACUUUUACUAUCCACAUUUGAAAACUUUAAUUUAUAAUUUACAUAUAAAUACAUGUCAAUUGUUUUUCUUUUAUCAAUAUAAAGGACUCUGUGGUAGCUGAGUAGCAUUAGUCUUCAAGUUUAAAGGACAAUAAUAAUCAACAAAUAUCUCAUGUAAUGGGAAACGUGCAAAUAAACGUGCGGGAGAGGAUCAAAAGUGGUGUGUAAACUAAAGACUUUGUGUUUCGUAAGCGAACGGAAAGUCUCAAGUGACCGCGAGGAACCAUUGAAAUUCAUAGGUGCUCUCAAGAGCAGAUACUGCCUUGUCAGUGUGAAAAAGACUAAUAAUAACAAUAAUAAUAGUUAUAAUAAUAAUAAUAAUAAUAAAAUCUAGUAGAAGAGCGAUAAAAUCGUAUUAAGAAGGAGAAAUGAGGUAUCAUCCGGCGGCAGUGACAAUUCUCAUCAUAUUUUUUGGAAGUGUACGAGCACAAGGACCCGCAGUCCAGGUGAGAGCAGUUGUGGAUGGUGUAGCAGAGCUACCAUGUGACAUACGGCCCCCUCAGCCAAACGACUCAGCAGUUUUAGUUGUGUGGUACAAAGCAUCAGAACGUCGACCCGACAUAACACCAAUUUAUAGCUACGAUAUGAGGAGUAAACACACGGACAAAGCAGCGCACUGGAAAGACGAAGAGUAUCUGAAUGAGAGGGGGCAUUUUAAGACAGCAACUGAGCCGGCUAUUCUCAAUAUAAGAAGAGUCGAGCAGAGAGAUGAAGGAGAAUACCUGUGUAGGGUAGAUUUUGUAAGGAGUCCAACGAGAAAUUCCAAAAUUUAUCUUACUGUUAUUGUGCCACCCCAUAAACCAAAUAUUAUAGAUGAACAUGGGAAAACAGUUUCGACUGUUGCGGGGCCCUACGAAGAGGGGGGAAGCAUGCGGCUGACUUGUCUGGUCUCUGGAGGCCGCCCGGCACCAACAGUUAGAUGGUGGCGAGGUGAAACACUUCUAGAGUCUAAGGAUGAGCCUGGCGAAUUUCCAGCUCUACGUAGAAACACUUUGAUUGUUACGGAGCUGACAAGGGCGGAUUUGCAUGCCGCUUUCACUUGUCAGGCUUCGAAUAAUAACAUCAGCCAACCAGUUUCAGCCUCAGUUAUCAUCGAGAUGCACUUGCGGCCUCUUACCGUGGAAAUUCUCAGUAGUGAACAUGCACCAUUGAGUGCAGACAGAAAAUACGAUAUCAACUGUAGGACAAUGGGAUCAAGGCCAUCAGCUAAAUUGUCAUGGUUCAUGGAGGGGAAAAUGCUCAAAAACUCCACACAAAGGUUUUCCGAAGAUGGUAAUAUGACAAUGUCAACCUUGACAUUCACACCGACACGAGAAGACCACGACAAGGUAAUCACGUGUCGUGCCGAGAAUUCUAAUGUCGACGGGGGAUUUGAGGAGGACACGUGGAAGCUGAAUAUUUUUUUUGUGCCAAUAUUAAAGCUCGAACUAGGUUCCAAGAUGAACCCCGACGAUAUUGAGGAAGGUGACGAUGUCUAUUUUGAAUGCAAAGUUCGAGCCAAUCCUGAAGCGUAUAAAGUUGUCUGGAAACACAACGGCAUGGUGAUUCAUAAUAAUGCAAAGAAAGGUGUGAUAGUUCAGCAGUAUAGUCUUGCUUUACGCCAGGUCGAUCGCUUUCAAGCGGGUAAUUACAUGUGUGUUGCCUCGAAUGUCGAGGGAGAUGGAUACAGCGGGACAGUCGAGCUUAAAAUUAUGUACAAACCAAUCUGUGUGCCCGAUCAAAAACGUAUAUACGGAGUUGCUAGGCUGGAGGAGGCCAAAGUAGUUUGUCGCGUUGAGGCUUAUCCACCACCGAGCAACUUUCGAUGGGCAUUCAAUAAUACCGAAGAAAUGGCUGAUGUACCACAAGCGAGAUACAAAAAUUCCACUCGCCAUACGCAAAGUGUUCUCACGUACAGGCCCGUUACGGAAAUGGACUAUGGCACUGUACUCUGUUGGGCAAGCAAUACAGCUGGACAACAGGCGAAUGCGUGUAUAUUUCACAUCAUACCAGCAGGAAAGCCUGAAGCGCCUUAUAACUGCACUCUAACGAAUCAAACCACAGAGUCAUUAUCAAUCGAGUGUUCGGCUGGAUUUGAUGGGGGCCAGCCGCAAAAUUUUUUGCUCGAAGUGUACGAUCAAUACACAGGAAUUCUUCAGGCAAAUGUCACAUCUCGUGAUAACGCUGCGUUUACAGUGCAAGAUUUAGAGCCGGGAAAAGUACUGACAAUGAAAAUGUACGCAUUCAAUUCCAAGGGACGAAGUGAAUCCACAAAACUUGAAGGUUUUACGCUCAAAGUUGCGGAGAAACAGACUGGUAAGCCUCGUAGUCCUGUACCAUUCGAAAUAACACCACUUCUUGGAGUACUAAUUGGUAUUGUGGCGGCCCUACUCCUUAUAACUAUUAUAAUACUGGGGGCAUUGAAAAUCAGAAGUGAUCGACGUGCGCACAGACCCGGAGAUCUACCACUGAAAAAAGCUACAGCUCCGAGCUCAGAGGAUCUCUACGACGCUGACGAUAGAAAUCCUGAUGUUGUCCCUACGAAUAAAGAUUCAGAUUAUCAGUUGACGGGCUCAACAGCAGGUACGCCUCUGGCUGUUCAAGUAACACCCGACCAAGUUUCAACAACAUCGCUGCCUAAUCAACAGACAAAUCAUUUGCAAGGGCUCUCUGCUUAUGCACACAAUGAAUACAGCAAUUACCCAACAUUACCUUUGACAGGAGAAGUGACCUAUGCUGAGCUAUGUUUGGCGCGUCCGACAACUCUCUCAACAACAGCAGAUACAAAAUUGGCCUGCCUCAGUGGAGUGGGUGGACUAGGUGGCUUUAACAAUGCCAAUAAUAAUGGCGGUGGUGGUGGUGGUGGUGGUGGUGGUAGUGGUGGUGUUUUAGUUGGUGGAAAGCCAUAUAUCAAAGAAGCGACAGUUUAUGCGUGCAUAGAUCACAAUGCACGGGCCCCAAAAAUAGAUCAAAUAUGCCAAUCAACGAAAGCAAGUACUGUUGGUCUUCUGCAAGAUACCGGCAUUAUAUCAACAAAACAACAUCAUCCGAGGGAAGUUGUUACCGUUCGUACACCGCUGAUAUCGACACAAGAAAGUUGUGUAUAGGAGAGGGAUGCCGACGCGCUCGACAUUAAUGAGUAUUACGUGUAAUCGUAGCUGCGUCGAUCAUAGGAACAAAAUUCAUUUCAUCUCCAUGAGCCUUCAGUGGGAUUGAGAGUGAUUUUGUGGCUCAAUCAUAAACCAAAAUCAUCCCAACCUCAUUUUUCAUGGUUUUUUUUUUAUUGUAUUUAAUUUUCUAUUUGUAAAUAAUAAAUGAGGAAUACCAGCGAGCUGUCUAGCUCACAGCUCCCAUUGACAAUUCUUCCAUGCACAAAGACAUUUCAGAAAUUCUCUGUAAUGUGAAAUUCACUGUCUAGAUUUCGAUGAAAAUUUUAAGGAAGUAAAUAAUGAUGAGAUAUCUCAAUGUAAAAAAUACAUUCUCAAAUAUAUGUGGUGAAUGAUAUUAUCCUUGAAAGCACAUUCGUCUUACGAUGUGAUCUUUUUCAGUUGUAAAUAAUAAAGACUGGUUAAGAUAUAGGAUUAUAUGAAAUAAAAAUGUGUCAGUUUUUUGAGAAAAAAAAAGUUAAUGGUAAAAUGAAAAACAAUAAAAUAAUAAAAACUGGGCAUUUUACAUUUUAAUCGUUUGCGACAGGUUCGUGAGAUAUUUGUAUAUGUUUUGUAAAUAAUAAUGAACAUAGAAGGAUUCAAUGGUAAAAAUAUUGAAAUUAUAUGUAAACAAAAAAUGUGAAAACAAAAAUCUACUCUUCACGAGCAAGUAAAUCGCAACGGGUAAAUAAUGACAGACAAGCCUAGGAUAACGAAAAAUUAAGAGAAAACAAAUUAAAAGUGCUCAUACUCGUUCUUUCCCAUGAAUCAGAGAACUAUGUAAUCGUCCUUCGCCCCCAAACCCUUCUUCAUGAUUGUAAGAGAAAAAUAACUCCUGUGUACAUUGACAUUAUUUUUUCAAAAAAUGGAAUAAAAAACAGAAAAUGAUAUGUAGAUUUUGACAAUUGAUAAUUUAGAUUGAUAAUUCAACAAUAGUUUAUACAAAUUGAAUGGAAAUAUUAUUAAGAGGACUACGACUAUCGAGUGGAAUAAAUGAAUAACUUUUUUUCCCAGUAUUCACCAAAAAUUUUCCAGUUUUCUACAUUUUAUGUCAUUACUAUUUUUUUUCGCAUCAAUUCGCACUUGAUUUUUUUUUCAUAAUUGCUUCCCCUCCGCUCUCAGUAGUUACGAUUUAUUCCAUUGAGAUGAAAGCGAAAUUAGAAAAAAAAAUUGCGGCAAAAAGAGAGAUGAAAAGGAGAAUUGAACAUCUGAAAAUAGGACAAAAAACUUUUUCUUGAUGGGCGAGGGGUUAUUACAUUUUAUUUUCCACAGAGUGAUGAUGCCACGUAUGGCAACAAUGCAGACGCAUGCGUAACCUUUCACCACUUUCACAUUACCCCCCUCCUCUUGGCACUCUUUCACCCCUUUUUAUUCCUGCGUGAUGCGCUAUCUCCCCUAAAACCGUUUCCUCAAUUUUCGUGAAUAUUUGAGGCACGCGUAUUCGUUAACGAUUACGGAUUUUGCUCUCUCCCCACUAUUCUGCUGGCCACAUGUGAUAUAUAACGCCUCCACAGUGUUCAUCGAAUAUUGCAAACGCGUAUUGACCCAAUCUCUGCGUCAAUCGGUGGCAUGCACAACCCGCCCGUCGAUGCCUUCCGCAUCGCACAAAUCUCGAACAUAACUGAGGCUUCUUUCCCUCUCGCAACCCAUCAAAAUCCCUCAAAAAUCAUGGUGGACAAUGAAAUGAAAGGUUUUUGUGUCUAGAAGAGCACUAACAUUCAUUGUCUGUUAACUUUUGAAAUAGAAUUUUCCCCCAGUAGGUGAAAGAGAAAAACUUUCUCAGAAUUGUCGGGGAUCCGUACAGCAGACCGUGCCAAUUGAGCAAAAUUUCUCUUCCUCCUCCUCCUCCUCUGUUUGCCGUAUACAUUUUCCAGCUUUUUACUACUGAAAAUCAAUUAUGAUUGUUGUAACAUGUGUGUAUAUACCAAUACCAUGACCAUAAUUAUAUAUAUAUACAUAUAUUGAGGAUAAAAAAAAUGAUCAUUGUAUAUACAAUACGAGUGUGUAUAUAUUGGAUCGGAAGUGUGAGGAUGUGAAUGAGAAUGUAAUUCGAAUAAAAAUGUUAAUAUGA
Messenger RNA from Diachasma alloeum, 5820 nucleotides. Its product is annotated as nephrin. The record is from RefSeq and is a predicted model, not a curated record. The coding region runs from base 993 to 3710 and encodes 905 amino acids. The transcript has 14 exons. Gene Ontology annotation, molecular function: protein binding. Lineage: Eukaryota; Metazoa; Arthropoda; Insecta; Hymenoptera; Braconidae.